Messenger RNA from Lycium barbarum (goji berry), 780 nucleotides. RefSeq lists its product as uncharacterized. The transcript is spliced from 4 exons. NCBI's taxonomy places the organism in Eukaryota, Viridiplantae, Streptophyta, Magnoliopsida, Solanales, Solanaceae. Bases 1 to 780 code for a protein of 259 amino acids. The record is from RefSeq and is a predicted model, not a curated record.
AUGAAGAGAGAUAUAGUUGACUUUGUGGCUAUGUGUGGAAAUUGUCAGCAGGUAAAGUAUGAGCACCAGUGGCCUGAUGAGGCCAAGGUUUUGGUAGCUCAGAGUCGGCCAAAGAACUAUGCAGACCGGAAGGUCCAGGAAUUGAAGUUUGCCAUUGGUGACCAGGUUCAAUUGAAGGUUUCACCCAUGAAGUGUGUUAUGAGAUUUGGUAAAAGGGGAAAGUUGAGCACCAGGUAUAUUGAUCCGUUUGAGAUUUUGGACUGUAUCGGUGAUGUAGCUUCUCGGUUGGCAUUGCCGUUAGGCUUGGCGGGAGUUCAUCCGGUUUUUCAUGUUUCGAUACUGAAGAAGUACCCUGCCGACGGUACCUACAUUGGUACAGACUUGUUGCGGGAUUCUUUCGACAAGGUCAAGUUGUUUCAGGAGGGGCUUCUUACAGCUCAGACUGGACAGAAAAGUUGUGCGGGUCAGAAGCGUAUUAGGGAGUUAGCCAAUGAGUUGGCUUUGCCUCCUGGUUUAUUGGGCGUUCACUCCAUAUUUCAUAUUUCGAUGCUAAAUAAGUACCAUUCGGAUGGUUCUUAUGUGAUUAGAUGGGAUUCGGUAAUGCUUGAACAAAUCCUGUCCUAUGAGGAAGAGUCGAUUGCUAUCUUAAACCGGCAGAUUCGCAAGUUGAGAUCCAAAGAAAUUACUUCUGUGAAGGUUCAAUGGAGAGGUCGUUCGAUGGACGAGGCAACUUGGGAGACCCAGUUGGAUAUGACGACUGAGAUAUCCUCGACCUUUUGA